Penicillium lagena is the source of this 1647-nucleotide messenger RNA. It is a transcript of the gene smp3, whose product is annotated as glycosylphosphatidylinositol-alpha 1,2 mannosyltransferase smp3. Gene Ontology annotation, biological process: GPI anchor biosynthetic process. The coding region runs from base 1 to 1647 and encodes 548 amino acids. Gene Ontology annotation, molecular function: alpha-1,2-mannosyltransferase activity. The transcript has 3 exons. NCBI's taxonomy places the organism in Eukaryota, Fungi, Ascomycota, Eurotiomycetes, Eurotiales, Aspergillaceae. The record is from RefSeq and is a predicted model, not a curated record. Gene Ontology annotation, cellular component: endoplasmic reticulum membrane.
AUGUGGAGACGAAUGUACCUGCUGCUGCUCUUAGUCCGUGUUUACUUCGCGCUCUCGCCCAGCUACUUGCAUCCCGAUGAGAAUUUCCAGGGCCCCGAGGUCUUCGCAGGCCGCAUCUUCUCCUAUCCCUCAUCUCUCACCUGGGAAUUUACCUCCGACCACCCCAUCCGCAGCGUCUUCCCACUAUGGCCAACCUACGAGCUGCCCAUGAGCCUGUUGCAGUGGUUCUACACCGAGAUCGGCACCGGCAACCCACCGCCGCAACUGGUAUACUACGCGCUGCGCGCGGGCAUGUUCCUGCUGAGCUUUGUACUGGAAGACUGGGCGGUCUAUGAGUUGGUGCCUUCGCCCCGCCAUCGCCGCGCGACCGUCGUCCUGGUGGCCUCGUCCUAUGUCACCUGGACGUAUCAGACGCACACCUUCUCCAACUCUCUCGAGACGCUGUUGGUUGCUUGGGGACUAGUGCUGAUUCGGCGCAUUGUUGAGAAUAAGGUGAUUAUUCUUGUACGCGUAAAUACUCGUCCUUUUUUCCUACGCCGUGCUCUCGUUCAUCGCCGUCGUGGGCGUGUUCAACCGCAUCACCUUCCCGGCUUUUCUGCUGUUUCCCGGCUUGCAAUUGCUGCCGCAUUUUCGGCGCAAGUGAGUUUUGCUUGGAUGGUUUGGUGGUGCCAGGCUAAUUCACGGUUUAACUAUAGACCCUCCUCCUUAGCCGUCUUCCUCGCGUUUGGAUUUUUCUUCACCUCGAUAGCUAUAUUCACUGACACGGCAUUCUACCGUCCCACGGCCUCCUUUCUUGACAUUAUCCGCUCGCCCAUCAUCACUCCGCUCAAUAAUCUCCUCUACAACACUGACCCAUCCAAUCUCGCUGUCCAUGGCCUCCACCCACGCCACCAACACUUCGUCGCCAACCUCUUCCAAUUGCUCGGCCCAGCCUACAUCGUGAUGAUCACCUCAUUAUUCAGUUGGCCGCUCGUGCCAUCCUGGAUGCGCAAUGUGCGUGCCCUGUCCGCCCUCUCCGCCACGGUCUUGCUAUCCCUAUUCCCGCAUCAGGAACCACGCUUCCUUCUGCCCUGCGUCCCGCUCCUCCUCAGCUGCAUCCGCCUGCGCAGGUCGCGGCUCCUGCUCGCCGUGUGGGUGGUCUUCAACGCCGUGAUGGGGUUUCUCAUGGGCGUCUACCACCAGGGCGGAAUUGUACCCACGCAACUGGCCAUGCGCUCCAUCGUCGAGAACACCAUUGCCUCCCCGCAUUCCGGCGUCGAUGUCUUCUGGUGGAAGACCUACUCCCCGCCGCUGUGGCUCCUCGGCAACAAGCCCUCCAACGCCUCCGCCGAUAUCACAACCCAUGACCUGAUGGGCAUCCCCGGUCUGGAGAUGAUCACCCGUCUCGACAACGUCGUCCCCGCCUGCUCAAAACCUACCUCUGUCUUCCUGGUAGCUCCCGCCUCAGCGACUUUCCUCGAUCCAUAUGCUAUCUCCGCGGCGCUCCGCUCCCCAAACCUGGAGCUCCUCCCACUCUGGCUAUACCGCAAACACUUAAACCUGGAUGACCUCGACUUCGGCGAUGAUGGCAUCGUCGCUACAUUGAAGAGAGUCAUCGGACGUCGUGGUCUGCGCGUUUGGGCUGUGCGGAGGGUGUGUUCUCGUUAA